This is a messenger RNA of Mytilus trossulus (common blue mussel), 1292 nucleotides long. RefSeq names its product glycine receptor subunit alpha-2-like. The transcript is spliced from 8 exons. Gene Ontology annotation, cellular component: synapse; neuron projection; plasma membrane. Gene Ontology annotation, molecular function: chloride channel activity; excitatory extracellular ligand-gated monoatomic ion channel activity; transmitter-gated monoatomic ion channel activity involved in regulation of postsynaptic membrane potential. The record is from RefSeq and is a predicted model, not a curated record. The coding region runs from base 19 to 1251 and encodes 410 amino acids. NCBI's taxonomy places the organism in Eukaryota, Metazoa, Mollusca, Bivalvia, Mytilida, Mytilidae. Gene Ontology annotation, biological process: signal transduction; chemical synaptic transmission; nervous system process.
AGGAAGUACUAGUAUCCUAUGACGAAUAUGAAUGUAAUUGGUAUUGAAAAAAAUGUAUUUUCAUUCUUUUUGAUGUUCACAUUGUACAAUGUUUAUACUGAAGCCAUAUCCCUCCAGCGACAAAUUCUGCAAGAUAUCAUUAAACACAGAGAUUAUGACAAAAGGAUCCCACCUGGCAUAGAUUUGGGCGAUAUAUACGAAGAACAGCCCACCAAUGUUAGCGUGCAGUUAUUUAUCACAGAAAUGUACGAUGUCAACGUUAACGAAAUGGAUUUUUCCAUCACUUGUUAUUUACGGCAGAGAUGGGUAGACCAUCGCCUAAAUUUUAGCCAUCCAAACAUAACUCUAGAAUUGACUCAAGAUGAAAUUAGUAGUAUUUGGACCCCAGAUACAUUCUUUCCAGAAUCUAAAAAAGGAGAUCUACACACCAUCACAAAACCGAAUACAUUGAUGCAUAUUUAUCAUAAUGGAACGGUUCUGUACAGUUUGAGGUUGCAUUUACAGCUGUCUUGUUCGAUGGAUUUCCACUUAUACCCUCUUGAUCAUCAAAGAUGCAAAAUUCAUUUAGAAAGCUACGGGCUGACUGCAACCAAACUUUUGUAUUCAUGGAUUGAUGGAACGCCAGUACAUGUGCUGAACGAAAAUCUACCAUUGUAUGAUAUAAACGGAAGACCACCAACAAGUGUUAGUUUAUGCCACACAAGUCUGUUUAAUGGAGGUACUGGUUUUUCUUGCCUUGAAAUGGUUAUUGAACUAAAGAGAUCCAUUGGAUACUACAUGACUGAAAUUUUUAUUCCCGACAUUCUCAUCGUUGUUCUGUCGUGGGUCUCAUUCUGGUUACACCCUCUAGCUGUUCCAGGACGUGUAUCACUAGGUGCAGUAACUGUCCUGACGAUGUCAUCUCUAGGAUCAGCGUCAAGACGGAAUGCCCCACGUGUGUCGUAUGUUAAAGCUGUAGAUGUGUGGAGUUUGUUUCAGAUCCUGUUUGUGUUUGCUGCACUAGUUGAGUUUUCUGUUGUAAAUGUACUUGCAAGAAUAAAAGUGUCUGAUGCGAGAGCUUCACAAAUAGCACAGGAGAGGGUAUCGAAGCACAGAGAGUCUCAGGGAAAUGUCCAAGAUCCAGAUAAAGAUGAAAACAGAAGACCUUAUUUAGGAAGGGCCAAGAAGAUAGAUAAAAUAUCAAGAAUUGCCUUCCCUGCAGUCUAUCUCUUUUUUAACUUUCUUUUCUGGGUCAUUGUGCCAAAUCUAUGAAUUGUGAAAUUAAAAAUUUUGGAAUUAUGAUAAUGGUUAAA